AUGAUUGAAACACUAUUGCUUUGCUUUAUCCAUGGUUUUAAGGGAGAUGAAGAAACAUUUUUUGAGUUUCCCCAGGUACGAAUACUCCACAAUCAAUCUGGAUUUCGUUUUACUUGGGAACUCUACUUAAGAAAAGGUCUAACAGCAAUUCACGUUUAGGAUCUGAAGACUGAGAUAUCAAAUCAAUCCCCAGAUUUGAAAGUUCAUACUGAUGUCUAUCCAAAGUACGAAACCCGAGGGGAUCUGGCCUCAUGUUCAGAAACGUUCCGAGAAUGGCUCCAAGACCAAGUUACAGAUCUAGAAACGAGUGCCGCGACACCUAGUGCGAUUAUGAAUCCAAGUGUUGGUGUUGUACUGGUUGCGCAUAGCAUGGGGUGGGUGCUUUCCCCUACCAUAAAGAUGCAAAAAAAUCUGAUUGACAUUGUCUCCAGAGGAUUCGUAGCCACGGAUGCUCUAUUUAGCAUCCUUUCCAAUUGUCCAAAGAUACAAGGAAAAGAAUGUAUGUUUCCACUUAUCACAGGAAUUCUGACAUACGAUACUCCUUAUAAUGGACUUGCACGGUCCAUGUUCGCCUACGGUGCAUUUUCACAAUACCAAAAUGUUUCUGCACUGUAUAAUAUCUGGUCUUCCUUAUCUGGUGGUCUUGGCUUAGCUUCUGCGUCCUCGGCAGCGAGCAGUAUUGCGCGAGCUAAAGCGCAAAAUGUCCCAGGAAACAAAGAAAUGAAAAAAGCUGUAAGAACUGUGGGUGGAGUCCCAGCAAGUAGCUGGAGAAGAUGGGGACUUUUGGCUGCAAGGACGGGAACUUUGGGCGCAGUCCUCGCGGGUGGUGUUACUGCUUAUGUGUGAGUGUUCUCUCGCCUUCGGUUCACAAUAACUUACAUGACUGACUUUUGAUAAUGAAGUCACCGCGAAGCCAUCGGAGAGAGUAUUUCAAAAAUCGACCUCAAAGGAAUCGAUUACGAUCCUAGAAGUUACUUGAAGCGAGAAAACAUUCCUAGCAUGAGCCUUCCGCGAACCAUGCCUAGUUUACCGAAGGGUAUGAGCGCACCAAAUCUAGGAACGCUAGGUGGGCUCUCUGGGGUUUCUAGAGAAAGUAUUGGAGAAGGAUUCGCUUGGAUGGCCGGACAUCUCAAAUUUGUCGGAGCUUUAAUGAAACAGACUCAAAUGAACGCCAGACUUGAACAUUUAUCACAACUCCAAGGUAUGGGUAGAUGUAAUAUCUUUACAUGCCUGAGCGAGAACGGAGUCUGGACCGGAGGAUAUUUUGUUCCGCGACGGCGAUUUUGCGCUGUUCCAAUUAAGUUCGAUCCGGAAUUGAAUAAAGAAGGCGAAAAGAAAGAUGAAGAAAGCAAGGGUUGGUGGGUAGAGAACGUGAAUUCAAAGGCUGAAAAUGAGAUUGCUGGUCACUGUAGUAUGUUUCAACGAGAUCGAAAUGAUGGUUACGAAGCGCUGCUCGAGACUUCUGGAAAGAAGAUCGUGGGCUGGGUCCUAGGUGUGGAUUUGAGAGAAGUUAUCGAUAUGUAUGUACCGGAUGAAUUGAGAGCAGCAAAGAGUCAUGAAGAAGGGCAGGUAUGCAGUCAUCUCCUUUGAGCCUCCUUUUGAAUUGCUGUUCUCGGUGGUUGGAAUAUGUCUAUUGACUUGCAAAGGAAUGAAGCAGAAAUAGACUUUCGCUAACCUGUUACAAGUGGGUAGAUGACGAUGGAAAGGUCAAGGAGAUAGACACCGAAGGCAAAAAGUCGGUUGCUGACGCAGUAGGAGCAAAGAGGAAAUCGAGUGUGGUGUUGGGUGUAGAGGAAACGAAUAAAGAACAACAGCAAAAACUCGAACUUGUGGACGAACAAAGCCAGGAGCAGGAAGAGGAUGAACAGCAACUGAAAGCUAUAAUUUCAUGCCAAGGACUUCCACAACCGGAAGAUGGUGGUAUCAGUGAGGAGGUCCUACAACAAGCGAUGGAUAUCCCUCUUCCUGGCGAGGAGGAAGAGGUUUUGAAAGCGGCGGCGAAUGUGCCCUUGCCACUUGAGGGGGACGAUGAAAAGGCACGUCCUGGUAUUUUUCGUAGGAUAUUCUUGAAGAGUUAAUAGGCCAAGUGGAUGGUAUUUUGGGAAUUUAUAACGGGUCGUGCCUAGAUUCUUACCCUUAAUCUAAGUAAUAUUAUUGUUAUUCCUUAAUUCGAAUAACUUACGUUAACUGAUAUAAGUUAAAUAUAAUAUAUUAAUUUUUAGCCUCUUUUCUUUAAAUAUAUCCCUAGUUUAAGAAAUAUUCGACUACAAGUAAUCUCCCUCACUAAUGUAGAUCAAACGUUAGCUUUGUACUAGCCCUCGUAUAAAGGCUUUUAG
This is a messenger RNA of Hymenoscyphus albidus, 2336 nucleotides long. The record is from the annotation of a GenBank genome assembly. Lineage: Eukaryota; Fungi; Ascomycota; Leotiomycetes; Helotiales; Helotiaceae.